CAAUUUCGUCUGUUGUUAAUAAUCAUAAUGUUAGGCGCUUAAGGCGCAAUCACAAUUCACAACCCUAAAAAGAAUUAAAAUUUAAAAAGGAACAUAAAUAAAGAAAAUAAACGCACACGCACUCGCACGCACACUGAACACGCACAGUCUGCAAGGAGAAUUUCCUCAAAACCCAAGCAAUCCUAAAUUCGAUUUCUCUCUCCGAUUGAAUCUUUUUAGCUUCGUCCCCAAGUCAAUUCUCCGAUUUGCAGGUAGAAUGAUGCUGUGUAGAAUGGUUGGCCGGAAGAGGAAGACGGGGACGGUGCCGGUGUACCUCAACGUGUACGAUCUCACGCCGAUCAACGGCUACGCGUACUGGCUCGGCCUCGGCAUCUACCAUUCUGGAGUUCAAGUUCAUGGAGUUGAAUAUGCAUUUGGCGCACACGAUCGCUCGACAACAGGGAUAUUUGAGGUGGAGCCGAAGUGUUGCCCGGGAUUCACGUUUAGAAAGUCCAUCUUGAUCGGUAGAUCGGAUUUGGGUCUCAAGGAGAUCAGGGCAUUCAUGGAGAAACUAGCCGAAGAAUACUCGGGCAAUUCGUAUAAUCUCAUCACCAAGAACUGCAAUCACUUCUGCAAUGAUGUAUGCCUUCGAUUGACUGGAAAAUCGAUACCGAGAUGGGUCAAUCGUCUUGCUCGACUUGGUCUAUUCUGCAAUUGUGUUCUCCCGGCGGGUCUGAACGAGACAAAGGUGCGCCAUGUCAGAGCUGAAGACAGGAAUAGUGAGAAGAAAAAGCUAACAAGUCAGUCCAGUAGGUUUGUUUCUACUUCCAAUCGACAUAAAUUGAGUAGCAACAGUUCGAAAAGUUUUGGAGUAAGAAGCUGUAGACACAGAACUCAAAAUUCAUCUUCAUCAUCUUCUUUCUGUUUAUCUCCACUAUCAUAAGUUUCUGUCUGUUUUUUUUUUUCUUUUUCUUUUUUUUUUUU
Striga asiatica is the source of this 963-nucleotide messenger RNA. The record is from the annotation of a GenBank genome assembly. Lineage: Eukaryota; Viridiplantae; Streptophyta; Magnoliopsida; Lamiales; Orobanchaceae.